CGGAAACGUAUUGGUAGAAAAGAAAGUAAAAGCUUUAAUGAUUCAGAGGAAGACUACUCAAGAUCGGUUACAGAGGAGCCAUGGACCGGAGGAGAUGAUCAAGAGAAGAAGAACUAGUAUGCUUCCUCAACCAACGACACGAAAGAAGCAGAUCGUUGCUAAAAUCAUAGGCGGGUCGUCACCUAAUUACAUGAAGGGAACGAAUAGUUCAGAGGCUAGGAGACAGAGCCAAGGUUUUCAACCAACGACACCGAAGAAGCAGAUCGUUGCUAAAGUCACAGGUGGUUCACCUAAUUACAUGAAGGGAACGAGUAGUUCAGAGGCUAAGAGACAGAGCCGAAGUUUUCAACCUGGUUCGGACAAGAAGAGCCAGUCCUGUAAGAAACUCGACAAUUCAUGCUCUGGGGAUAAGAAGCAGAGUAGUAGUAGUAGGUCGAGUGCUGGGGGUUUAAAAAAGAUUUUGAGUUUCAAGAGAAGUUAUAGUAUUGGUCUUUGUUGUAAUAGAGCGACUUGUUCUUCGUUUGUUAAGAACUCGAAGUUCAGAGAGGAUCUGAUGCGUAAUACUAUUGGCGUCUUGAAAGUCUGUCCUUAUACGUAUUGUUCACUCAACACGCAUCUUCACGAACAAUGUCCACCUCUUAAAGACUUUAUAUCCGCAAGGAGACGUUCCUUGAAGUCCCAUGCAAGUGUGAAGAAGAGUAGUGAUGUUGGUUGUGUGGAUAUCUAUGUUGAUAAGAAGAAAGAAAAUGUAAGCACUCGAGAUAUUGAUAUCCAAGUAAUCGAUUUUGAGACCGAGAAGGUGGACAUGAAAUUGGGAAAGGCUGAAGGUUUAGAAUCUAAGCGUGUAGAGAUAGUGAACUUACUAGAUGGAGAAGGCAUUGAAUCAUGUGACUCUUGUGAUGAAAAAGUUUUUAGUCUGAUAAUUGAAAACUUUGCCGUUCUUGAACAGUCAGAAAAUCCAGGUGGGGGUCAGAAGAAUGAAGAGAGUGGUUUCUCGGAUAACUCUAUAAACAUUCUUUUAUCCGAACAGUCCACUAUACAAGAUGAUACGAAUCUAGGGAAAGCUCUUGAUGAGAAGCUGAACUCCAAGAAAUCUGAAAACUGGAAGGAGGUAGAUGAUGAGAAACUGGAAGAGCGGAUUGCGCUUGUAUCAAAAACAGAGGAAACUCUGUUAACCAUUGCGCGAGAACCCUGCAACCGAGAAGAGUGCACUGAGAACUCGAGGGAAUUCAACCCAAGAGAACCCAAUUACCUUCCGAUUACUGCAGAACGGAGCAGUGAAAUAGUGGAACUCAAGCAUCAGGAUAUGUAUAAGAUAAAGAACACUGAAGAGUGGAUGACUGAUUGUGCUCUGCAACAUACCGUCAGCAAACUCGCUGUAGAAAGGAAGAAGAAUGCAUCAUUGCUCGUUGAGGCAUUUGAAACCACAUUAACUAGAGAACGUUCAAAAGCUUUCACUCAUUGAAGACACCUUCAAGCUUGCAAUUGACAUGCUCAAAGCCUUAGCCUAUAGUGAGUGAGUGAAUGAUGAACUCUUCUUGGAAAUUAAAUGGUUUUGAGAUUUGACUUAUGUUAGGGGUAUUGGGGACUCAUUUAGAAUAUGUGACUUUUAUCAAAUGCUGAUGAUGUUUGAUUCCAGGUUCUAUAACUAAGAGAGCAUGUGAGCAAAUGAUAUAUGUAGUUGUUAAACACUGAAAAUAGUUCACUUUUCAACAUAGUAAGCAAAUCACAAGAGA
Messenger RNA from Capsella rubella, 1736 nucleotides. RefSeq lists its product as uncharacterized. Gene Ontology annotation, molecular function: calmodulin binding. Lineage: Eukaryota; Viridiplantae; Streptophyta; Magnoliopsida; Brassicales; Brassicaceae. The transcript has a single exon. Bases 38 to 1465 code for a protein of 475 amino acids. The record is from RefSeq and is a predicted model, not a curated record.